This is a messenger RNA of Anneissia japonica, 624 nucleotides long. RefSeq names its product vicilin-like seed storage protein At2g18540. The record is from RefSeq and is a predicted model, not a curated record. The transcript is spliced from 2 exons. The coding region runs from base 1 to 624 and encodes 207 amino acids. NCBI's taxonomy places the organism in Eukaryota, Metazoa, Echinodermata, Crinoidea, Comatulida, Comatulidae.
AUGUCGCAGAAGCGGCACGAGAAAUUGACCGCGCAGGCCGAAUCCGAUAUUAGAUCGUAUCAGGAAACGACAGCUGAUCUGACCGACCGGAUCGAAAGCGUUCACGCCAAGGAGAUAUCGUCUUUGAGCGAAACGAUAGACGAACUGAAGGGACGGUUGGACGAGGCCACCAAGGCACGAAAACCCGAGAGACAGCCCGACGACAACAUGCUGCUGAAGGAAGCGAACCGAUUGAGAGAAUCGGCGAAGACGACUGAAUCUCAACUGCGACGUUUGCAACAACAGCUGGAUUCCAAGAGCCAAGAGUUUGAAAUGGAGAAACGCAAGAGAAAAGAAACGGAGGCGAGACUGGCCGCCGAAAUCGGCCGAACGCACGAAAAAUCGAACGAGGCGGUUCUUCUGGAGAAGACGCAAGACGAGCUGAGAAGCGUCGAGAAGAAACUUAGAGCGGCGAACGAGAGAGAGAUUAAGACGAAAGAUGGUGGUGGAUCCGUGCUCGGUGAUCGACCCGAAGAACACCAGAUACGAGGUGGCGUUCAGGACGUGGAUGGAAGCAUGCAACGUGCCGGCCGAAAGCGUCUGCGAGUACGUGGACGGUUUGGGGCGCGUAACUUUGAAAAGUAA